Molecule: messenger RNA, 1464 nt
Organism: Rhinichthys klamathensis goyatoka
Lineage: Eukaryota; Metazoa; Chordata; Actinopteri; Cypriniformes; Leuciscidae
Exons: 3
Coding region: 925-1464 (179 amino acids)
Source: RefSeq, a predicted model, not a curated record
UGAGUCUCUUCACGUCAUGACUGCCAAGUCUGAGUCUCUUCACGUCAUGACUGCCAAGUCUGAGGGCCAGAUGUACUAACACUUUUUCGCCCACUUCAGGCGCAUUUGUUUCGCAAAUUGCGCAUAAAACCAUGGCGAGGUAUGUACGAACGGGACGCACCGAGAUGAAAGCGCAGACUGUCUGUCACGGGAACUGAAAAUGGCAAAAUGCGCUUUUAGUGUCAUGCAUAUGCAUUCAUGGGAUGGUCAAGGGGAAAGUGGGAGUGUCACAUAAAGAGAUGGGAGGAGAAGCGUAAACUGCACCUAAGUAUUCCGCGUUAUGUACAGAAAAAGCCGGUGAAAGCGCGCCUCUAUUUUGCGCUGAAAAUUCUCCGCCUCUUAAAAGCAGGUGUAACUUAGGAAGCGGGUUUCCUGGCAUAUGCCUCCUGGUGAAAUGGCAGCAGUAAUCCGAGCAAGACGAAGACAUAGGCUAAGGAGACAAGCUAAAAAGAUUUUUGCCACAAGAAUCACACUUUUUCAGUUGGGUGAAAAUGAAAUCAUUAAGCGUUACAGAUUAAGCAACUACGCAAUAUUACAGUUACUGGAAGAAAUCAAAGAUGACAUUGAAUCUCCGACUCAGCGUUCAUAUUCCAUUCCAGCAGUUGUUAAACUCCUCGCUACAUUACAAUUAUUGGUAUCAGGAUCAUUUCAAACAGUUAGGGCAUCAGCAGUGAGAGGAGGAGAUCCAUUCAAUUGCGCGUUUAAAUACGCACAAUUUACGGUAUAGUGGGUGGGGACAGGCGCUGAUUACCUGAUAAACUGCAGGUUUGGUACAUAACACGCACAUUGCGGUUUCACAUCAAGCGCUUUCUGCGUCUUGGCCAUGGCGCUACUAACGCUGCGUUCGCAAAUGUACGUACAUCUGGCCCUGAUCAACUUCACGUCAUGUCUGCCAAGUCUGAGUCUCUUCAUGUCAUGUCUACUAAGUCUGUAUCUCUUUACGUCAUGCCUGCCAAGUCUGAGCUUCCUCAAGUCAUGCCUGUCCAGCCAGAGCUUCUUCACUUCAGGCCUGCCGAGCCUGAGCUUCUUCACUUCAGUCCUGCCGAGCCUGAGCUUCCUCACGUCAUGCCUGCCCAGCCAGAAACUGUUCAUGCCAUGUCUGCGAUGCCUGUGUCUUCGGUCGAGUUGGCCGCCACCACGCCAGAGUCUCUUCCCAAGAUGGCCAUCACCAUGCCGCCUGAGCCUUCAGGGGGCAGUAGGUCCAUUGAUAGGACCAUGGAGGCCGCGCCGCCAUGGCCCCUUGAACUGUCAGUUCCGCCCUGGCCCCUUGAACUGUCAGGUCCGCCCUGGCCCCUUGAACUGUCAGGUCCGUCCUGGCUUCCUGCUCUGCUGGCGCCGUCCUGGCUUCCUGCACUGCCGGCUCCACACGCUCCAUGGCCCAGGUCCGCCCACGCCAUGUCACGGCCCAGAUUACCUGGGAUAUAA